AUGGCUAAUCGUCGUCGUCGUCACAGCUCCUCCGCUUUUCAGCUACCGGUGCCCCAAGAUGACGACAACCCACCACCUACCCCUGGCGGCAGUUCCUCCAGCCGCGACCCUGAUUACUAUGGAAUCCGAUGCAGAGCUGGGAAAUGGGUUUCUGAAAUCCGUGAACCAAACAAAUCAAGUCGUAUAUGGCUAGGCACAUAUCCGACACCGGAGAUGGCGGCCGCGGCUUAUGAUGUGGCGGCACUGGCACUCAAAGGUGAGUAUGCAAUCUUAAACUUUCCCGACUCUACUCUGUCGACUACUACGCUUCCUGAGUUCCCCACAGCUGAUGACAUCCGUGCGGCAGCAGCAAGGGCGGCUGCAGCUCGAGCACCUACUAAAGAAAGUAGUGGUGGCAGCUCGACUGAGAUCGGAGCAACCCUUUCUUAA
This is a messenger RNA of Lactuca saligna, 429 nucleotides long. NCBI's taxonomy places the organism in Eukaryota, Viridiplantae, Streptophyta, Magnoliopsida, Asterales, Asteraceae. The record is from the annotation of a GenBank genome assembly.